AGCGUUUUUGGCCGGCGGGUCCCCGGGGUGCCGGCCGUCCCGCAGCGGCCGUCUCCUGGGGGGGAUGGCCUGCCGCGCGGGGCCUCGCGAGGCCUCCCGCCUCGCGGAGCGGCCUGGGGAAGAGGCCGCAGAGGCCCAGCGGCCGCAGCAGGCUCGGCGUCGUCGGCGCUCGAGCCUGGCGCGGCUCCUGGAGGCGAGGCGGGGCACGGCCCAGGGGGAGGCGGAGUGCCUCGAGGCCUUCCUCGCCGACAGCGUAGACUCGAUCCUCAGGUCUGAGCACGCCCUGUCGGAGCGGCGGAGGCCAACUGCAGAGGAUGUUACGCGCCUGAUGGCUCCCAGGCGCCGCGCCGAGCUCGUGGCCUGGCUGACGCAG
Messenger RNA from Prorocentrum cordatum, 373 nucleotides. The record is from the annotation of a GenBank genome assembly. Lineage: Eukaryota; Dinophyceae; Prorocentrales; Prorocentraceae.